Molecule: messenger RNA, 303 nt
Organism: Gavia stellata (red-throated loon)
Lineage: Eukaryota; Metazoa; Chordata; Aves; Gaviiformes; Gaviidae
Gene: DPM3
Product: dolichyl-phosphate mannosyltransferase subunit 3, regulatory
Exons: 1
Coding region: 1-279 (92 amino acids)
Biological process (GO): GPI anchor biosynthetic process
Cellular component (GO): endoplasmic reticulum membrane; dolichol-phosphate-mannose synthase complex
Source: RefSeq, a predicted model, not a curated record
AUGACCAAGCUGGGGCAGUGGCUGUGUGGACUCGCCCUGCUGGGCUCGGCCUGGGCCGCGCUGGCUCUGGCGCCGCCGGGGCUGCGGCUGCCGGCCCCGUACCGGCAGGCCCUGCUGCCCCUGCCCGUCUACCUGCUGGUGGCCUUCGGCUGCUACUCCCUGGCCACCGUGGGCUACCGCCUGGCCACCUUUAACGACUGCGAGGAGGCGGCCGCCGAGCUGCAGGAGCACAUCAGCGCGGCGCGGACGGACCUGCGCCGACGAGGGCUGCGCUUCUGACCCCAAUAAAGCUGAGGGACGGCG